UUAUAAUUUUGUUAUUUUUUAUUAUAUUAAUAUUAUUAUUAGUUAUAUUUAUAACUAAACAUUUACAAUUACAGUAGAGUCUCACUUAUCCAACAUAAACAGGCCGGCAAAAUGUUGGAUAAGCGAAUAUGUUGGAUAAUAAGGAGAGAUUAAGAAAAAGCCUAUUAAACAUCAAAAUAGGUUAUGAUUUUACAAAUUAUGCACCAAAACAUCAUGUUAGACAUCAAAUUUAACAGAAAAAGUAGUUCAAUACACAGUAAUGCUAUGUAGUAAUUACUGUAUUUAUGAAUUUAUCACCAAAAUAUCACGAUGUUUUGAAAACAUUGACUACAAAAAUGCGUUGGAUAAUCCAGAACGUUGGAUAAGUGAGUGUUGGAUAAGUGAGACUCUACUGUAGUUCAAUCGGCGAGAAAGUAAACAAUCCUGGUGUGUUGUUUACUCUCACCUUGCCAAUCCAAACAAACAAACGAGUCAGAGUCCUCAUUGCUUAGUAACUUCGUGUUUUCCCGUAUCGAACACUUAUAUGUAUCUUUGCGGAAAUACUACAGGUGCGAUUUCACAGAAACCACGAUGGAGAAAAGACAACGACCCCGUGGAAGGCGAGACCACAUUACAAUGUCGGUGGUAACAUCCCGUUCGGAGUUGGACGAGAUUCGGGAGGACAGACCAGAAGAAACGUGGGUAACCACUUUCCCCGACGUUCCGGAAAAGUUCCGGAAAACCAUCGUGGUUGACUUGAGACCCAUCUUGGAGAAGGUCAUGGAGGAGCAGGACAAGGGAACGGAGAUGGAUGAAGACCUCGGAGAUGUUGGAGAACGUCCCGACGGCACCGUGAAUGGAUCCAACAACAGAGGUCUCAACGGCACAAUGUUUGGAUCCAACGGUGGAGGAUAUCUUGAUGGAACAACACUUGGAGUCCAUGGUGGAGAACAUCUCGAUGGAACAAUGCUUGGAUUUAAUGGUGGAGAACAUCUUGAUGGAACAAUGCUUGGAUUUAAUGGUGGAGAACAUCUCAACGGCAUGAUGCUUGGAUCUAGUGGUGGAGAACAUCUCAAUGGCACAAUGUUUGGAUCCAACAACAGAGGACAACUCGAUAGAACAAUGCUUGGAUCUCAUGGUGAGCGUCUUGAUGGCUCAAUGUUUGGAUCCAAUGGUGAAGAACAUCUCAAUGGUAUGAUGCUUGGAUCCAAUCAUGGAGAACAUCUCAACAGAUCAAUGUUUGGAUCCAACAACAGAGGACAACUCAACAGCACAAUGCUUGGAUCUCAUGGUGAGCAUCUUGAUGGUUCAAUGUUAGGAUUCAAUGGUGGAGAACAUCUCAACGGCUCAAUGCUUGGAUUUAAUGGUGGAGAACAUCUCAACAGCAUGACGCUUGGAUCCAAUGGUGAAGGACAUCUCAAUGGCAUGAUGCUUGGUUCCAACGGUGAAGAACAUAAUGACAUGAUACUUGAAUCCCAUGGUGGAGAACAUCUCAACGGCAUGAUGCUUGGAUUCAACGGUGGAGAACAUCUUGACUGCAUGAUGCUUGGAUCCAAUCGUGGAGAAGAUCUCAAUGGUAUGAUGCUUGGAUUUAAUGGUGGAGAACAUCUCCAUGGAACAAUGUUUGGAUUCAAUGGUGGAGAACAUCUCAACGGCAUGAUGCUUGGACCCAACAGUGGAGAACAUCUCAACGGCACAAUGCUUCGACUCAACGGUGGAGGACGACUCAACAGAACAAUGCUCGGAUCCCAUGGUGAACGUCUUGACAGCUCAACGUUUGGAUCCAACAGUGAAGAACAUCUCAACGGCAUGAUGCUUGGAUUGGAUGGUGGAGAACAUCUCAACAGCACAAUGCUUGGACCCAAUGGUGGUCAACGUCUUGGCAAUGACACUCAACGUCUUGAUGGAACCAUGCUUGGACCCAACGGUGGAGAACAUCUUCAUAAGGAAGAAAUUCCGCCAACUUCCAGAGCUGAAGACCCCUUGAAACCUUUCAAGACCACGAAGGAAAGCCAACCGAGGAAGAGGGAGUCAGCGGAGCUUCGGAAAACCACCGUGAUGUCCGUGGUGACGCUGGAACGGAAGCUCAGCCCUCCACCGUUCCUCCCCAAGAUCGCUCCGAAGCCGGAGAUAGACGUCACGACCGCGGCAACUCCUCCGGAAUUCGAACUCCCCACCCGGCUCCUCUUGCAGAGACUGGAGGAGACCACGACCAGCGAGAACCACGUUCUCAUCGCGGAGACAUUGAGUCUGUUGCGGGUGGUCAGGGAGAAACCGAUUCGUUUUCCCGAUAUUCCGCGGAUCCAGCCCAGGACGAGACACGUCAAUAAAUUCCCUUGGACGCACUACCACGCUCUCCACGGAAAACUAGAACUCCCAGACCUCUGAAUUCCUCCCAAAGCUCUCCUCUGGAAUCCUAGAGCUCCCAUCAUCCC
Messenger RNA from Anolis carolinensis (green anole), 2414 nucleotides. RefSeq names its product filaggrin-2-like. Bases 571 to 2367 code for a protein of 598 amino acids. NCBI's taxonomy places the organism in Eukaryota, Metazoa, Chordata, Lepidosauria, Squamata, Anolidae. The transcript has 2 exons. The record is from RefSeq and is a predicted model, not a curated record.